AUGAAGCUCUUCAUUAGUUUUCUCAUUAUUACCCUCUUCGUUAUCGAUGGUAUACAAAAUGCACCUGUUAUCCAUCCGAUACAUGUUCAAAUAAUACCAUUACAUCCGGUAACUGUCCCACCUACGUCUGAUCAAGUGACAACACGAAAACCUUUUAUAUAUUCUGUCAUCAUUCAUCAACCGUCGAAACCUUCGUGGUGGUAUUUAAAUAAUUCUACUGGGUAUACUCAUGGAAUUUCGACGGUAACAUCAUCUGGUAGUCAUUAUCAUGCAUCAUGGUGGUAUAAUUCUACAGGAAAAACUGUUCUUCGUGUAUUUCUUUAUGCAAUUUUGAUGGCUUGCGUAUACAAAGUUCUUUCUAAGAUUUGUAAAUCAGAGAAACAAAAAACAACAUACAAGAAAAGUAAUCUUCUUGUCGUAAAGAACAAAAUGUGUGUUUCCACAAUUAAUAGUAAACAGGAAGAAUUACCACCAUCAUAUGCAACAAUUCAUAAUGUUUGA
Messenger RNA from Rotaria socialis, 501 nucleotides. The record is from the annotation of a GenBank genome assembly. Lineage: Eukaryota; Metazoa; Rotifera; Eurotatoria; Philodinida; Philodinidae.